Molecule: messenger RNA, 1309 nt
Organism: Pseudoliparis swirei
Lineage: Eukaryota; Metazoa; Chordata; Actinopteri; Perciformes; Liparidae
Product: E3 ubiquitin-protein ligase TRIM39-like
Exons: 1
Coding region: 1-867 (288 amino acids)
Molecular function (GO): protein binding
Source: RefSeq, a predicted model, not a curated record
AUGAAGAGAAGCAGAAGCACCAAGAAACAGGCUAAAGGGCGCCAUCAGAAAAUGGAACAGGAGAUCUCUUAUCUGAUGAAGAGGAGCACUGAGGUGGAGAAGCUCUCCCUCUCUGAAGACCACCUCCACCUCCUCCAGAGUGUCCAGUCCCUCAACAUCCACCAUCCACCACCCACCAAGGACUGGUCUCAGGUCAGUGUUCCUCCAGCAUCACAUGAGGGGACUGUGGUGAGAGCUGUGUCUCAGCUGGAGGAGACUUUCAGUAACAAGAGGAAGACGCUGGUUGAAGUUGAGAUGAAGAGGGUCCAGAAGUUUGCAGUGGACGUGACUCUUGAUCCUGAAACAGCUCAUCAUAACCUCAUCCUGUCUGAUGACAGGAAACAAGUGAAACCUGCUAAGGUAAAGCAGCCAGGUCUCCCCGACAAUCCACAGAGGUUCUCUUCUUGUCCUUGUGUUUUAGGAAUACAGAGUUUCUCUUCAGAAAAACUUUAUUACGAGGUUCAAGUUAAACGAAAGUCUGAAUGGUUUUUAGGAGUGGUCAGAGAGUCGGUCAACAGGAAGGGACAAAUCACACUGAGUCCUGAAGGUGGUUACUGGGCUAUAUAUUUGAGAAAUGGAAAUGAGUACGGAGCUGCUGCUGGUCCUCCAGUUCUUCUCUCCCUGAGGUCUCGGCCUCAGAAGGUGGGGGUGUUUGUGGACUAUGAGGAGGGUCUGGUCUCCUUCUAUGACGUAGAAGCUGCAGUUCUCAUCUACUCCUUUACUGGCUGCUCCUUCAAGGAGAAACUCCUCCCAUACUUCAGUCCUGGUCAUUAUCUUGGUGGUAUAAACUCUGCUCCUCUGAUCAUCUCUCCUGUUGGAGUAAACUAAUCACUUCUCUCACGUCCUUCAAGGGAAAAUAUUUAAACUCAACCCUGUGUGGUCUACAUCUUAAUAUCUUCAACACUUCAUCUUCUAACUGUAGGAAUGCACAGAUACAAAAAUAUAUUGAUUAUUAUUUUAUUUGUUCUAUCUGAUGGGCAGCUGCAGAAACAUAUUGCUGAAUAUUGCAUUGUGUCAUAAAGCUCAGCCAUAAAGAGUCAUAAUUAUGUUAUGUUUAUAGUGUCUCCAGAAUAAAGUUUGUGUCAUUGUGAUACUGGACAUGAAAAGUUGAUCAACAAAGUAGAAAAGAUGUCAACGGCGUUUUAUACUUGGUUUAGAAAAGGGGUUUGAUUGAUUAAUGGUUACUUUGGCAAUUUUUGUUUUGUUUUGUGGAAACCGGUGAGUUGGCUCACGAGUGAAAGAAAUCUGUAAUAAAUAUAUGAUUGUAGAA